This is a messenger RNA of Seriola dumerili (greater amberjack), 1089 nucleotides long. Its product is annotated as olfactory receptor 51B2-like. Gene Ontology annotation, cellular component: membrane. Lineage: Eukaryota; Metazoa; Chordata; Actinopteri; Carangiformes; Carangidae. The transcript has 3 exons. Gene Ontology annotation, biological process: G protein-coupled receptor signaling pathway. Gene Ontology annotation, molecular function: G protein-coupled receptor activity. The record is from RefSeq and is a predicted model, not a curated record. Bases 1 to 1089 code for a protein of 362 amino acids.
AUGGCAGCUGUAGAAAAGCCCGUACUUGUGGACAAAAUGGGGGCCCGAAGUACGGUGUGGAAAUAUUUCAGGUUCAAACUGAACGAGAAAGGCGAGCCACUGAACCCAGAAGCACCGCAGUGCAAGCGAGGCUCACAGGAUCCUCAAAUUGUCUCCAUGAAUUCCUCAUCUUAUAACUAUAAUGUGUCGAGCGGUCUGAGUUAUCGAGACUCUUUGAGCACAGCUGUAGCCAAAAAUGUGAUUGUUCUGGCUCUUGGCCUUACCAUCAACUACAUCAAUGGUACACUGAUUCAUACCUUCAGAAAACACCAGGUAUUUUAUGUGAAUCCUCGUUACAUCCUAUUCAUCCACCUGGUCUUGAAUGAUAUGAUCCAGCUUACAACAACAAUCAGCCUGUUUGUCUUUAGUUAUGUCUUCUAUAAAAUUAAUACUUCCUUCUGUUGCCUCAUCAUUACCUUUGCUGUCUUCACCACCCUCAACACUCCAUUAAAUUUAGCUGUCAUGGCAGUGGAGUGCUACAUCGCUAUUUGUUUACCACUGCGACACGCUGAGUUCUGCACCAUCAAAAGAACAUACACUCUGAUUGCUUGGAUCUGGGCCAUGAGUGCAGUUUCGACCCUGCCAGAUGUGUUUAUUGUUGUGGCAACAGAACCUGUGCAGUUAUUUUAUUCCACAAUUUUUUGUGAGAGGGAUAACCUGUUCUCCCACCCAAUAAGUUUAAAAAAGAGGGAUGUUUCCUACAUCAUUUCCCUAAUUAUUGUUUGGCUCACGCUCUUCUUUACUUACUUCAAGAUCUUCUUUGCUGCUAAAGAGGCUAAAGAGGCUAAAUCUAGAGAUGGAGAUGCAAAGAAAGCCAGGAAUACGAUCCUGCUUCAUGGCUUUCAGCUACUGUUGUGUAUGCUAACCUAUGUAGCCCAUGUGUUAAAAAAGGGUCUGUUGUACUGGUUCCCUAAACAUUAUGUACAUGUAGUCUUUGUUUGUUAUAUUAUGAUCCAGAUGCUCCCCAGGUUUGUCAGUCCUAUGGUGUAUGGGCUACGAGACAAGACAUUUAGACAGCACUUGAAAAAGUAUCUGCUAUGUACAGACUAA